AUGUGGGAAGACAUUAUAGAAUAUUUGAAAGAUCCAUUAUUGGUAAUAAAAGUGCAGAACUUUUUCGGUGUUAUUUACAAAAAUAUAUCUACCGAAGACUCUAGUGAAGUUGUAUACUCGGAGAGGUUAGAGAAGAAGACUGAGGAAUUUGAUAUUAAACAACACAAAAGGAUACCCAGUAAUUUAUCAAGUAGUUCACAGUCCUCAUAUGACACAGAUACAUCUGGAGAAAGUACUGGGAAAGAUGAAGUUGUGUGCCACAUUAGCAAUAAGUUCUGGUAUUGGUUGUUUGUUCUGGGCACUGCUCUUGGUGAUGAAAUAUUUUACGCUACAUUCAUACCCUUUUGGUUCUGGAACAUAGAUGGAGCUGUCGGAAGAAGGGUUGUCCUAGUGUGGACUGUUGUCAUGUAUAUAGGGCAAGGUUUCAAGGACAUAAUCCGUUGGCCCAGACCCGGGUAUCCGGUGAAGAAGUUGCAGCAGAAGUGGGCUAUCGAGUACGGCAUGCCGUCCACCCACGCGAUGGUCGGCGUGUCCAUACCAUUCUCUGUGCUGUUGUACACCAUGGAUAGGUAUCAAUAUCCCUUGCACUGGGGCGUGGUUAUAGCGGUGUCCUGGUGCACGCUUAUAUGCGUUAGCCGGGUGUAUCUGGGAAUGCAUAGUGUCCUGGACAUCACGGCCGGUCUGCUGUUGUCAUCAGCCCUGAUGGUAUUGCUGAUCCCACUGGUGGACUGGCUGGACGGCAUCCUGCUCACCGCACGAUACUCUCCCAUAUUCAUUUUAGCGAUCUCCAUCCUCGUCGUGGUGUACCAUCCGCACGCCGAUAAAUGGACUCCAACCAGAGGCGACACCACAAUGAUAGUGAGUGUGUGCGCCGGCAUCCUGACCGGGUCGUGGACCAACUACCAGCUGGGGAACAUGGUCGCGAGCUCCGCCGAUCCCCCGUACGAGAUCAUCUGGCCCUCCAUUGAGAUGCUGGGCUGCACGAUCCUGAGAACCAUCCUGGGUUUCUGCGGUGUGCUCGCCACGAGGGCGAUCGCGAAGUCCGUGUCGUACGCGUUCGUUUGCGCACUGCUGGGCAAGGACAAGAACGAGCUGCGCAACUCCGAGGACAGCCUGGACAACAAGAACAAGAUAAUCGUGGAGCUCUGCUACAAGUAUUUCACUUGCGGCUUGAUCGGCUUCAACACCACCUACGUCUUCCCCAACGUGUUCCAUCUGCUGCAAAUAAACAGGCCCACCUAUUACACCGAAGUUUAG
This is a messenger RNA of Parnassius mnemosyne (clouded apollo), 1257 nucleotides long. The record is from the annotation of a GenBank genome assembly. NCBI's taxonomy places the organism in Eukaryota, Metazoa, Arthropoda, Insecta, Lepidoptera, Papilionidae.